This is a messenger RNA of Pongo pygmaeus (Bornean orangutan), 1198 nucleotides long. It is a transcript of the gene SAP30, whose product is annotated as Sin3A associated protein 30. Lineage: Eukaryota; Metazoa; Chordata; Mammalia; Primates; Hominidae. The record is from RefSeq and is a predicted model, not a curated record. Gene Ontology annotation, molecular function: transcription coregulator activity; protein binding. Gene Ontology annotation, biological process: regulation of DNA-templated transcription. Bases 292 to 891 code for a protein of 199 amino acids. The transcript is spliced from 5 exons. Gene Ontology annotation, cellular component: histone deacetylase complex.
AGGUCCCGGGGCCGGAGGGAGGCGGAGGCGUAGCGGUCCAACUGCUGAAGUCCCCAUGUGACAGUGAGCGGGGUCCCCGCUCCAGGAGACGCUCGACUCUGCGUCCCGGCCCUCAGCACUGUCCACUGUUUCGGUGCCAGCAGAGACCAGCAGGCCCGGGACAGUUGGUGUUUGGCCGUGCGCUGUCUAACUUGGUGUGCAGAGUGAAUUGCCGCUGCCGGAGCGGAGAAAGGCGGAGCGGCCAGGAGAGAGGGGAUUUCUGUCAGCGCCGGCGCUCGGGAGCUCGGAGACAUGAACGGCUUCACGCCUGACGAGAUGAGCCGCGGCGGGGAUGCGGCCGCCGCAGUGGCCGCAGUGGUCGCUGCCGCGGCCGCCGCCGCCUCGGCGGGGAACGGGACCGGCGCGGGCACCGGGGCUGAGGUGCCGGGCGCGGGGGCGGUCUCAGCGGCUGGGCCCCCGGGGGCGGCCGGGCCGGGCCCCGGGCAACUGUGCUGCCUGCGGGAGGAUGGUGAGCGGUGCGGCCGGGCAGCAGGCAACGCUAGCUUCAGCAAGAGGAUCCAGAAGAGCAUCUCCCAGAAGAAGGUGAAGAUCGAGCUGGAUAAGAGCGCAAGGCAUCUUUACAUAUGUGAUUAUCAUAAAAACUUAAUUCAGAGUGUUCGAAACAGAAGAAAGAGAAAAGGGAGUGAUGAUGAUGGAGGUGAUUCACCUGUUCAAGAUAUUGAUACCCCAGAGGUUGAUUUAUACCAAUUACAAGUAAAUACACUUAGGAGAUACAAAAGACACUUCAAGCUACCAACCAGACCAGGACUUAAUAAAGCACAACUUGUUGAGAAAAAUUUUCAAGGAACCCUAACCAAAGAAUGCUACCAAGAUAGUUGGUUGCCACUUUAGGUCUAUUCCAGUGAAUGAAAAAGACACCUUAACGUAUUUCAUCUACUCAGUGAAGAAUGACAAGAACAAAUCAGAUCUCAAGGUUGAUAGUGGUGUUCACUAGGAGACGUGGAAUUGAGACUAAUAACUUGGAUGUUAACACUGUUUACUGUUUUUUCACAUGUAGAAAUGUUCUUUGUGUAUUUUUUCUACAGAGGAUUUUCUCUGAUUUUAUUUUCUUUGUUUCUGAUUCUAAUAAUUAGUUGGAAACUCGUAAAGUGAGCUUUCCUAAAUUAAAAACUAUUUUAAAUAAAGGUUAUUACUAUUA